This is a messenger RNA of Dunckerocampus dactyliophorus (ringed pipefish), 3229 nucleotides long. RefSeq lists its product as uncharacterized. Lineage: Eukaryota; Metazoa; Chordata; Actinopteri; Syngnathiformes; Syngnathidae. The coding region runs from base 464 to 2554 and encodes 696 amino acids. The record is from RefSeq and is a predicted model, not a curated record. The transcript is spliced from 6 exons.
GGGGAGGAAGUCUUUGUGGCGUCGUGUCUAUUUUCAGCAGCGUGGAGUGGAGUGGAUGUCCACAUUUCUUUCGUGGAUGUGCGGUGCUUAAGGCCCACUGAGGAUGAGGAUGAUGAUGAUGGUCAGCCUCCGCCUGUAAAUCAACGCUGACAAGGUGUGGGGGAGCGGGGGUCGUGCUGUGGACAUUAUUCAGUCUUUUGAUGAGGUUGUUGGAAAAGAUGUCAGUGAAUGUUUGAAUCAUCAAACUUCCUCUCAUCACCUGGUGGAGGCCCACGGGGAGGGGGGCGGGCGUCGCAGAGGUGUUAUUGUUGUUAUUGCAGUUUAAGGGAUGAGCACAAGCGAGCAAUGCUGCCCCCUCUGGAGACAAUUUGAAUUACUUUGUUAUACAGCGAUGACCUUUGGAUGUUUUGGCUGCCACAGGAAUUGAGGUUUGAUCUUGUGUCGUCAGAUUAAUCAAAUCUAAAUGCGUCCCAGGUGGAGCACCAUGCUGCAGCACAACAACAACAACAACUACCCCUGCCUCAGCAGUUCCCCCCGCGAGGCCCCUCUCAAGUGCUCCUCCGCCUCCCUGCCCCUCCCCAGUAGACUGGAGCUGGGCCUGGGUGACCUGCCGCUCAUUCGGGGGUUGCGAGCUUGGGCCCUGUGCUCCAAGAACCGCCAAAAGGGCGGUGCUCCAGUGGGGGGUGGACAAGCACCGGCAACACCACCUGCCGGCCUGAGGACUUCCUGUUCAAGGCCGGCGGACGUGCACCUGAGCAGAGGGUGGGGCCGCACGGGGUACGGCCUCCCUCUGGACGCCAGGCAGUCGGGAAUCGGCGCUCUGGUGACAGUGGCCACCCUGAAGACGUCUGAAGGCAACGGAAAGACGCAGACUCAGUGUCUCUUUGUCCGCAAUGACAAAGGAAGUUGUUUGUACUCCACAGCUAAGCCCGCCUCCGGUGGGACGACUGGGGCGGGGGGCUGGCUGAGAGGGAAGUCGGGGGCAGUGAGGAGAGACGACGCUUCCACUCUUCAAACGGAGAAUUCAAGUGCGGUCAGAGGUCGAGUGCGGUCAGGCCGGAGAUGGAGGAAGUCUGGUCACGCCGCUGGCCGAGAGAAAAGAGGCAAGGGGGAGGAGCCUGAGGAGGAAGCUGCAAAGAAACAGGAAGUGGGCUUGGAGCGUCUUCCCGGCUCCGAGCAGCAUGACGGGGGGGGCUGUCAGGACAGUGAAAGACUGCCAUGGAGUCCUGGAUUCUGUCAACAUGAUUCCAGCACUCAGGUGGAGGAAGACGGGCUGAGAGGAGGCGUUCCAACAAGGCUGAGCCAGGAGAAAACGCCCAUGAAGAAGCAGCGGGAAGAGGAGGAGGAGGAGGAGGACCCACUUCGUAGGACUGACAUUUUGGAGGGGCCGGACCCUGACCUGGAAUCUAUUCACUCUCAAGCGGAAUGUGGAGGCAGCAAGGACUCAAACAUGAAAGGGGAAAACCAGGACGUCAUCCUUCCUACAGGAGAAGAAGAAGAAGGGAGUGAAGUCACAGGCAGACACACCGAGCCCUCCCAUCCUGCAGGGGACAGCACCUGCAAAGCUGAAAGUGAAGUUCUCCGGGUCGAGAGGGUGCAGGGGAACGCCGAGCUGGAGCGCACUGUGAAGUUAAACACAACACGAGGACACGUGGACGACAACGGCCAUCUUGAGGGGGAACUUUCACAAUUAGAAGUACAGAGAGGAGAUGAUGGCGUUGACAAAGCUGAUUGGACGCUAAAGGGGAGAAAAGAGGGCGGAGUCUCUCCUGUUGCUCCGCGCCUGCAUAAUCCUGUCCCCACCAUGCACCCCACGGGCACCAUGGCAACCACUCUGCCCCGCGUGGACGCAGAAGAAGAAGACAGAGGCCCAGACGGGAGAGAGCUGGCGGGCCGGGAGGAGAAGCAUGGCGAGGAGGAGGAGGAAAAUGACUUUGGAGUGUUCAUGCAGGCAGAGGGAGGAGCAGCGUGGAGCGAGGGCGUCGCCAUGUCUGCCCCAGUGCCUUGUGGGAGCUCAGUUGCAUUUGAGGAGUCAUCUGACUGGAAGCCCACCUGGACAGGAAGCUCGACCCUGCAGUCAGGUGACGCCUGGACCGCCUUUCCUCAGGAUGAGGGUCAGGAUGGGGCAGGACAGUGGUGGCCUGAGGAGGAGAGGAGAGACCGCGAUGAUGAUCACAAUCUGGCGGGUCUCUUUGCGUCAGCAUUCCCCUCGCUGCCCGACCUACCCUCCUGCGACCCCGGUGACCCUGACGUUUUUCCCACACUGACGCAGCUCCUGGGACGAAGCAGCGGUCAGGAGCAGCGGCUUCUGGACGGCUUCCAUGAUUUCAGCAAAAUGAUCGUCCACAGAUACAAACGAGGAAGUGGCGGCGUGUCACGUGAGCUGUUGCUGCGGUCCUUACGCAUGGAGCAGCCCAGCACAGACAGCAGACCAGUCACCUGGUGGGCCAAUCGUCGCCCCUCCCCUGGCCUCCACUCAUCCAACCAGCACGCCCACAGUGCGUCUGCCAAGCGACGGCUGUCAUGCGACUACAACAGAAGCGUCACGGACUGACCUCUUUGACACAUCCUGCCGCUGCUUUCAGAAAGCUGACGCUCACUUCCUGACUCUUUAGUUUGGGAUUUUAUUUGGCGGCACUUUUUAAAAAAGCUGUCGGGACAUCUAAUAAUAACAGCAAGCUGACCUGCACUAUUUUGUUUGACACUGGAAGAACAAUAAAGUUUUCUUUGGGGCUGGGGGGACAUGUUGCAUGUCAAAUCAUAGCUGCACUGUGGCUGCUGUACAGCAGAUGGCGCUGAGGGGCAGCGUGUCACAUGAUCCGAGUCACACGCUGAUGGCAGCGCCUUUAAAUGUUUUUUUUUUUUUCUUGCGACUUUAAACGUUUUUCUUCUUCUUCCAGUCGGUGCCAACAUGGAAAGCCUGAGAGGUCGCUGUUGUUUACAAGGUCAGCCAAGCAGGAAGUGACCUCCUCUCGUUUGCCCCGGGAAACUACCGAAUUUUCAAAUGCAAAUGUUGACAGGUACGGCACGGAUUCGCUGCGCUCCACUCCUCUAUGUUGUCGUCUCCAAGCUGUCAAUCAAAUAGCGUCGCUAUGGCAACACUCUUAGUUCGUUGAUCACUCCAUGUGUCAAUGCUUUGUGUGUGUAAGAUUUUGUCACGUGUUUCGACCAGGAAGGAAUUAACGUCAUAAAUGAAUCGAUAAAUCAAUCAAUAAAUACAUUGAUACUG